GAUGUUUCGACUCGUCCUUCUUCUAACGGCUGUGGCCAUGACCGUGGCGCAUCGCAAUCCCCACUACGCCGCAGGCCGUUCCACCAUGGUCCAUCUCUUUGAGUGGAAGUGGGACGACAUCGCAGCUGAGUGCGAACGCUUCCUGGGUCCUAACGGGUAUGGUGGUGUCCAGAUAUCUCCACCCAGUGAAAAUCUGAUAAUUCGGGCUUACAACCGUCCAUGGUGGGAGCGCUACCAACCCAUUUCAUACCGACUGAUUACCCGCUCAGGUAAUGAGCAACAGUUCACCAGCAUGGUCCGACGCUGCAACAACGCUGGUGUUAGGAUCUAUGUUGACGCAAUCAUCAAUCACAUGACUGGAACGUGGAACGAGAAUGUUGGUACUGGUGGCAGCACUGCUAAUUUCGGCAACUGGCACUAUCCUGCUGUGCCUUACGGUCGUAACGAUUUCAAUUCUCCUCAUUGUGUGAUUCAACCCGGCGACUAUGGCUGCUGUGCAGAUAGAGUACGCAACUGCGAGCUUUCAGGUUUGAAAGACUUGAAUCAAGGUACGGAAUAUGUACGUGGUCAAAUCGUUGGAUUCAUGAACCGCCUGAUCGAACUUGGUGUUGCUGGUUUCAGAAUUGAUGCCGCCAAACACAUGUGGCCCGGUGACCUAAGAAUCAUCUACGACAGGCUACACAACCUUAACACUGCCCAUGGUUUCCCAUCUGGCGCUCGUCCUUAUAUCUACCAGGAAGUCAUUGAUAUUGGAAAUGAAGCUGUAUCUCGAAAUGAAUACACUCCUCUUGCUCCUGUCACUGAGUUCAGAUUUGGUAUAGAGCUCAGCAGAGCCUUCCUACGUCAAACCCAACUAAGGUGGCUAUACAACUGGGGACCACAAUGGAAUCUUCUUGCUUCCGAUGUUGCUCUAGUUUUCAUUGACAACCAUGACAACCAAAGAGGUCACGGUGCUGGUGGCGACAUUCUUACCUACAAACGGGAUAGACAGUACAAGGCAGCUACUGCAUUUAUGUUGGCUCAUCCUUACGGUCAACCCCAGGUGAUGAGCAGUUUUGCGUUCACCAACACUGAAGCUGGACCCCCACAAGACGGCAAUGGCAACAUCAUUUCCCCUUCAAUUAACGCAGACAACACUUGUGGUAACGGCUGGGUGUGUGAACACCGCUGGCGGCAGAUCUUCCAGAUGGUUGCCUUCAGGAAUGUUGCCGGUGGUCAUGGCGUUAAUAACUGGUGGGAUAAUGGUAGCAAUCAAAUCGCCUUCAGCCGAGGCAAUGCUGCUUUCAUCGCUUUCAAUAAUGACGGAUGGAAUCUUGACCAGAGUCUCCAAACUGGUCUCCCUGCUGGUAGAUACUGUGAUAUAAUCUCGGGAUCGAGGAGUGGAAGUUCAUGCACAGGCAAGACCAUUACCGUGGGUAGCGACGGCCGAGCUCAAAUCUCAAUUGCGACUAACGAGUUAGACAUGAUGCUCGCUAUUCAUACUGGAUCACAGUCCCGGCUGUGAAUGAAGAUGCUUUAGGUACCUGAAUUAAAGAAUAAUUCUCUGUUUUUGAAAAUGGCAAAAGGAACCUGUAAAACCGAAAGAACUGUAAAUAAACGUAUGCAACAAAAUCAA
This is a messenger RNA of Hyposmocoma kahamanoa, 1615 nucleotides long. RefSeq names its product alpha-amylase 1-like. The record is from RefSeq and is a predicted model, not a curated record. Gene Ontology annotation, biological process: carbohydrate metabolic process. The transcript is spliced from 8 exons. Bases 2 to 1504 code for a protein of 500 amino acids. Gene Ontology annotation, molecular function: alpha-amylase activity; cation binding. NCBI's taxonomy places the organism in Eukaryota, Metazoa, Arthropoda, Insecta, Lepidoptera, Cosmopterigidae.